Symphalangus syndactylus (siamang) is the source of this 1450-nucleotide messenger RNA. Its product is annotated as synapsin-1-like. NCBI's taxonomy places the organism in Eukaryota, Metazoa, Chordata, Mammalia, Primates, Hylobatidae. The record is from RefSeq and is a predicted model, not a curated record.
GGGGGGCGAGGCGGAGGGGGAGGGGAAGGCGGCGGCGGGGAGCGGCUGCUUUUUCUUCUCUUUCGGGCCCUUUCCCGGCCUUCCUCCGCACCGACGGGGCCCGAGCACGACCGGAGACCGCAGCCCGGCCGGGAGGGCGGGCGGGCGGGGGCAGAGAGUGAAGCCGCCCCCCCGCCCCGCACAAACAAGCACCGCCGUCUGCAGCCCGAACCCGCACCCAGGCCGCCACCCCCGGCCGCCUCUUUCCAGCCCGGGAGCGCGCUUCAGCCGCCCCCCGCGCCGCCGCGGCGAGACGAGUCGGCUUCGCUACGGUGCUCGGUUCUCCCGCCGGCUCGGCAAGCGGUGGCGGCGGUGGCGGCGGCACUGGGAAAAUGGCGGCCGAGCUCCUUUUCCCUCCCCCCCUUUAAUCUGAAGCGGAGGGAGAAUGGAGCGAGCGAGCGAGCGGGCGAGCGCCGGGGACACGGGGAGGAGGGACAGCAGCGCCUCCGCCGGCUGCGGCUGCGGCGGCGAAGGGCCGCUCCACCCCGGCGCGCCGCCAGGGGGCGCCCGCCGCACCGCCCCCGCGGGCCGCCAGGAGGCGCGGCCGCCGCCGCCUCAGUCAUGGCUCCUCGCCGUGGCCGAUGUUUUUGUACCUCCAUCUGCGGAGGCCGCGGCGCCCGGCCCCAGCUACCCCGGACGUGCAGCGACGGCACGCAGCACUGCGGCAGGGGGAAGCCAGCCCUCGCUGCGGCCGAGGGUCCUGCUCGGUCGCCCAGGCUGGAGUGCAGUGGUGCAAUCACAACUCACUGCAGCCUCCCAGGCUCAGGUGAUCCUACCUCAGCCUCUUGAGUAGCUGGCACUACAGGCAUAUGCCGCCAUGCCCAGCUAUUUUUUUUCAUUUCUUUUUAUUUGUUUGUUUUGAUAGAUACGGAGUCUCCCUAUGUUGCCCAGGCUGGUCUCGAACUCCUGGACUCGACUGCUGGCAUUACAGGCAUGAGCCACCGCACAAAAAUCUUAUGAAGAGAAAUAAAUUUUUUUAAAUUUCCCCCCAAAAAAUAGUGGAUGUCCAAAAGGCUGAUUGAAAACACCUACAUACAAAAUAAACAAAUAAAAAAAGAUUUUAAAAAAAAGGCCUGGUGCAGCAGCUCACUCCUGUAAUCCCAGCACUGUGGGAGGGUGAGGUGGGAGGAUCACUUGAGCUCGCAAGUUGGAGACCAGCCUGGGCAACAGAGUGAGACCUUAUCUCCACAAAAAAAAUUUUUAAUUAGCCAAGUGUGGUAGCAUGUGCCUACAGUCCCAGCUACUCCAGAGGCUGAGGGGAUUGCUUGAGCCUGGGAGGUCAAGGCUGCAGUGAGUCAUGAUCAUGCCAUUGUAGUCCAACCUGGGCAACAGAGCGAGACUGUCUCAAAAUGAAAAGUGAUAAAAAAAAUAAAAACACCAACACAUUUCAAAUCACUCUUGGAAUAGUCAU